AGCUCCUCCAUCAACCCACUUCACAGCAGAAACCACACCCAUUUCGCCCGCUAUGUCUGACCGCGAGUUCGGUGGUAACGACGACUUGUCGCUACCCAAAGCUACUGUUCAGAAGAUCAUCACCGAGAUCCUGCAUUCCGACCCCGGCGUCACAUUCGCAAAGGACACGCGUGACUUGUUAAUCGAAUGCUGCGUCGAGUUCAUCACGCUAAUAUCAUCGGAAGCCAACGAUAUCGCUGAGAAGGAUGCGAAGAAGACAAUAGCCUGUGAGCAUGUCAAGGCUGCGCUGGAGGAGCUUGAUUUUGGGGACUACGUCCCUGCAGUCCUUGAAGUCGCAGCAGACUACAAGAAGCAACAAGCCAACCGCGAAAAGAAGCAGACAAAGAUUGAACAAAGCGGCAUGACGGAGGAAGAGCUCAUACGGCAGCAACAGGAACUAUUCCGAUCGGCUACUGAUAAGUUUAAUGCUGCCCAAUAACAGCUCUCAGACUUACCGCAAUGCCUACGUGCUUUAUCAUUAUCUUUCAUGAAUGGUGUUACUGGCGUUAGUUGUGUAUUUCAAAACUGGCGUCAAAGGUAGAUGGAACCAGCCAAGACGGCCGCUCCUCAGCUCAUUUCAUACAGAGGGAACUGUCAAACAAAGGAGUUCAUGAAUGUGCAUGGGGACAGGCGAUUUCUUGUUAUUUAUACAUGCAGGCGAGACGGAUACCCAUCAAUCAGAAGUGCGAUAGCAAAACACAGUGAAUGUAAAAUCUGCAAGUCGUC
Messenger RNA from Lindgomyces ingoldianus, 765 nucleotides. RefSeq names its product histone-fold-containing protein. The record is from RefSeq and is a predicted model, not a curated record. Lineage: Eukaryota; Fungi; Ascomycota; Dothideomycetes; Pleosporales; Lindgomycetaceae. The coding region runs from base 53 to 478 and encodes 141 amino acids. The transcript has 3 exons. Gene Ontology annotation, molecular function: core promoter sequence-specific DNA binding; TBP-class protein binding; protein heterodimerization activity. Gene Ontology annotation, cellular component: negative cofactor 2 complex. Gene Ontology annotation, biological process: negative regulation of transcription by RNA polymerase II; chromatin remodeling; positive regulation of transcription by RNA polymerase II.